AUGAUGGAGACCUCCUGCGAGAAGAACGGUGAUGACUUCCACGUCAAGCACUGCGGGAACUCCUAUGACAGCUUCUUCUGGAAUGACUUCUCUUUUGCUCGGCUUGCUCAGAUCCUACAACACAAGAAUUGGAAAGGGGACGGGAACUACCUGCGCUGCCUACAUCAUGGACACCAGUACCAGUCAGUCCUCCAAGUGAACCAGGUAUAACAUAAGAAUGAUUAGCCUGAAUUGGUGCAGGGGGCAUGCAAUAACCUGUGAGCCAGCAGGGGGCUACCUGGACAGCCUGACUGUGCAGCCACACUUCACCUGAGGCUUCCCAACACAGGCUCCACAGUGGAAAACAGCCCUCCCCAUAUGGCUCUGCAGAGCUGUUAUAACAAGGGUUAAUUCCUCACCACGCCCCCCCUCCCCUGCACUCAGGGGAAAUAUCAGUGAAAGGAGCAGUGAAGACAGCCUGCACACUGACAGGCAGCGGAGAGCUGGAGAUCUGUGUAGGAACAGAGUCAUUGAGGUCACUGUGGAGAGGGGGUUGGGCAUCACUAGAUACAACUGAAAGAGUCUCACAACUUGUUCCACUUACCAGCCCAGACACCAGAGCCGGGACAGCACAGGCUGCAGCUUGUAUCGGGACCUCUCCUGCUGAGGUUUGGAGCUACCAUCCAGCUCUCACAGCAGAGAGCACAGAACCAGAGGAGCUAUGUGCUUGCUGCUCCAUCUGUGCAGGACAGGCAGGCUUUCCUGAGCACUCUGACCAAGGUUCAGGGCUAGGGCUGAGUCUAUCAGGCAGGCGAACAGCCGGUUGUGGCCUACCUUGUUGUGUAGGAAGCAGAGCCAUACUAACAGGAUCUCCAGAACCUGGCGCUAAGACUUCCUGUACCCACCACUGCUGCUGAGAUGUUUUGCCCAAAGAAACCAUGGAAUUAGGAAAGGGUAAACUUCUCAGAAGCGGCCUCAACGCCUUGUACCAAGCCAUACAUCCGAUACAUGGCUUAGCCUGGACAGACGGCAAACAGGUUAUUCUAACAGCCUUGCACCUUCAUAAUGAAGACCCCAAGUUUGGCAACUCCGUAGUGAUUGGGCAAUUUGAACACGUUCAUGGCCUCUACUGGGGUACAGCUCAUGCCAAUGACCUACCCGCUCUCCUGGCCGUUCAACACAAGAAACAUGUCACUGUCUGGCAGCUGUAUUACAACAAUUCAGAGAAAAACAAGUUGGUGGUUUCUCAGACUUGCGAAGUCGGGGACCCCCUGCCCGUUCUCCCACAGGGCUGCGUGUGGCAUCCAAACAAAGACAUCUUGGUUAUUUUAACCAAACGCGAUGUGUCUGUCUUGUAUUCUGUGCGCUUGGACAAUUCUAGUGUUAAGGCGGACAUUAAAAGCACGGGGGUUGUCCAUUGCGCUUGCUGGACCAAGGAUGGAAGUCGGUUGGUUGUCGCCAUCAGUAGCGCACUUUACUCCUAUAUUUGGGACGGGAAGCACAAAAUGUUAAAUCCCUGUACUUUUUGCCCUAUAUUUGACGUUGGUGGAUACAUUUGUGCAAUUGAAUCAACAGUUGACUCUCAGGUGGCCGUUGCCACCGAGCUUCCCCUAGACAGGUUAUGUGCAUUGAAUGCCGGCAUUGCAUUUGACGUGCCAGCAACCUCCGAAAUAACCCCCUCCGCCCAACCAGCCUUGCUGCUCAUGGAUGAAGAAUUUUCUCUAGAUGUGGGGCGAAAAUCAACUGAUUCUGGCACUACCAUCUCCACAGAUUCCCCAGUUACUUCCCCUGGGACUAUUGACCUAACCCAUAUCUUGAUCAACCACUCGAAAUCUGAUCUGAGCCCGCUUCUUAACCUAAAACCCAAGGACUACUUAACAGGAAGUGGUCAAGACUCCUCACAUCUGAUCCUUGUGACCUUCGAGAAGAAAGUGACGUCCACCCGGAAAGUUAGCAUCCCAUGGAUUCUAGUUCCGGACAUCUUGGCAUUUGAUCCUGGUGCACAUAUCGUUGCCGUCGCUUCAAACACAUGUAGCCAUGUUCUAGUUUAUUCAUUGACUUCUACAAACAUGCCCAAUAUUCAGCAAAUCCAACUGGAGAAGAAUGAGCGGCCUAAAGGCUUGUACUUCCUGACAGAUAAAAUGUUGUUAGUGUUGGUUGGAAGGCAGAAGACAUGUGACCCAGCAUUCCUCCCUUCUUCUAGCUCUGAUAAAUACAUCAUCCGUUUGAUGGUGAAGGAGGUUAUGUUUGAUGAAGACUCUGAGAUUCCGAGUGCACACUCGAGCUUCGACUCUUCAGCUAUAUUACCUGGGAGAAAGAAGUAUGUGGACUCCUACAAAUAUGAGCAGUCUCCUGCUUGUCGUGAACUUUUGAUCCCAGGAAGUUCCUCGGGACGUCCAUCUUCAAGCAAAAAUCGACUCAUAGAAGAGAUUCGAAGCUAUAACUGCGAUCAAAGCCCAACGUCCAGCGCUAGUGACUUUGAAGAGAAAAAGACUACAAUGACUUUGCACCACUUAGACGCCGAACCGAAAAAUAGGUCUGUAAUACUAGGUUUAGAGACACAUCGUAAACCUUCCAGCAGACCAACAUCUCCAAAACUGCAAUCCCAGGCGUGCAACAACCUGACAAGGAACACCACUGCUGUCCCGGACCAUGAUUUCCUUCACGUGUCCCGGAAUCUGGAGCGACUUUGCUGCAACAUGUCCAAUCUACAGCAACGCCUAUCCGAUCUAACAGAAAUGGCGCAAAAUGGAAGGAAGUCUUAUCUGUCCUAUGCAUCCUCUAGAGAUCCUCCAUAUGUUACCAUCAUAUGCCAGAGGAAUCACUCGGACAGUUCGUCGGUGAAAAAGUCGGUUUUGCUGUGUGACAACAAGCUGCGUCUCGGGACCAUCCAGGAGCUCUUCUGUUUGUCGCUGGUGGAGAUGCAACUGGGCCCCUCUUGUUGGAUUACUCUGACAGCCGAUAACGAAGGCUUCAUCCCAUUGACAUUUUCGGCCAAUCAGGAACUCUUCAUCAGAGACGCCAGAGGGCCUCCAGCAUCAACCAUGAGCUCCGACGGAAUCGGUCCAGCACAGCCCCCCAGCAGCAUCACAUAAUGUGCGCUGUCCGCUCGGGGGGCUGUUCUGCUUUCCAUCUUACCGUAUGCACUGGGCUUGGGGGCUCCACCGCUCCACAGUACCCUGUAAAUAUCCACUUAUAGGCAGCUUCAGAUUGUUGUAAGGAUUCCUUACUUACCUCCGGUGCUGACGGGAUAGGAUCCCAGUAUUUUGUGCAAUAUACGUCCUACAUUUCUAGGACUUCCAACGCCCUGGACCUCAAGAGUAAUACAUUGUAGGGUGUCCAGUACCAGACCCUUGAUGCUGCUGGAACAUCCAUAGAUUUUUAUCAGACGGUGAUGACAUAGAGAGAGAGACUUCCCGGUUAUCAUAGUGAUGUGAUUGUGCCAGCGCGUUUCAGUAUUUGCAGUAUUUAUCGCUAGAUAUUAAAGUACUGGUGGACAUGCAUGAGGAAUGUAUUUUUUGGUAAUGCAUGUUCCUGCCCUGAUCGUAUCUAUAGUAUGUGCGCGGCAUAUUAGAUACCUGCGGGACAAUCUUUGUUACCAUUGAAUGUAUAAAGUAAAGGCCACCAUUAUGUGGGCAGAGCCAGUGUUAUAUCCGUGUGUACGUGCUGACAGAUGUGCAUUUCAUUUGCAGUGAUGUCCAUGUAGUAGAGAGAUUCACCACCUAAAGGUUUUAUUAGAAAAAUCUGAUUAAUAAUGCAGGCUGAGAUAGGCUGAAGUCAACACCUACAGUCACUGGCUGCAGCAGUAACACGGCCAUCUUGCGUCACGUGACCAGUUGAUCUGAGGCAAAGGGAGAAUGUCACCACUGAGGCCAGUGAUUGGCGGAUGUUGACAGUGGGGUACCCAAGCGAAGCAGCCGAAGACGGGGAGCGAAGGAGCCAGGACCCAGCAACAGGGAGAAGGUAUUUUUCCCUUUAGUAGGUCUUCCCAGGAGGGGGUUUGCCAAAAAAAAAAAAAAGCUAGCCAACCCCUUACUGUUCAACCAUAGUUCAGGGGAGGAUUGGCCAUAGACCCUACAGAGAUAUUUCCCAGUGGGCCAAUGCCCAAGGGGCCAUCUGAGCCCUCGUCACGGCUGGCCAGUGGAAUUUUUUGGGGAUGUAUUUUGUGCUGCUGGCAUUUGGCUCUGUUGAGGUGGUAUAAUGUGCUACAAUAUGGUAUUGCUGGCCUCGCUCUGCUUCCAUCAAUUUGGACCCAACUACAAAACAGGGCAAUUUUAUUUGUAUUUUUUCCAGGGCCACUUCCCAGUUGGCCCCUGCCCUAGUUUAAAUGGAGCAGUGGUUGAGUAUAUGUUCCGCCACGGUAUUCAAAAUCUAUGCGACUGAUGUAGAUAGCCAAUAGCCAAGCAGAGAACUCGCUAUCUCCAUUAGCCCCAUAGACUUUUAUGGGGAGGGGGGCAGGGUGCUCAGGACCCUCAUUUCUGGAAUUGUUGGGGUGCCAGUGUUGGUUCAGGCGAGAAAUAUCAAUUGUGAGAAAACGUUUAAAGGAAUAUUCCCAUCCCAAGAUUUUUUGCAAAGUGUUUAAUUUUUUUGAAUUUAAGAUGCAAUAAAAAGCACCAUCAUAGAGCUCCGAUUCCUCGUCACUAGGCGGGUUACUAAGCUCGCCUGCAAUCCUAUUUUUGGACAUCGUACAUAGUCUAGCUUUAUCUUUGGAGAGAACAUGGAAUCCUGCUCACAAUGUAGCCUUGUCACAACUAAACAACUUUGACUCUGUAUGAAGCGAUCUGGAUUGGCAUGUGUUACGUGUCCUAGUACAUCUCGUGUGGUGGGUGUGCUUGGCUGAAACUGACUUGUCACAUUCUGCAGUGACAGUUCCGUUCCCAUUCUCAGAUAUCUUCAUUGUCACAGUAACCAUAGAUAUGGGACUAAUGGCAGCAGGAAAACAUGAAGUUAGUGACUGCAGCCUUCGCUUGGAAAUCUGCAAAAGAUUAGGUCUCUGUAUUUCGAUUUGAUUACUCAGGAUAAGUAAUGUAAUGUAUGUACACAGUGACUCCUCCAGCAGAAUAGUGAGUGCAGCUCUGGAGUAUAAUACAGGAUGUAACUCGGGAUCAGUACAGGAUAAUUAAUGUAAUAUUCAGUGCAUUCUGAAAAUUUUCAAACCCUUUUACUUUUUUCACCUUUUGUUAUAUUGUGGCCUUGUACUAAAAUAAGAGAGUUUUUGAUAUCAAUCUGAACUCAAUACCCCAUAAUGAGAACAGAAUGUUAGAAAUGUUUGCAAAUAUAAUAAUAAUGAAUAAACAAAAAUUUUGCAUUGA
Molecule: messenger RNA, 5291 nt
Organism: Bufo gargarizans (Asiatic toad)
Lineage: Eukaryota; Metazoa; Chordata; Amphibia; Anura; Bufonidae
Product: WD repeat and coiled-coil-containing protein-like
Exons: 4
Coding region: 918-3074 (718 amino acids)
Molecular function (GO): kinase binding
Source: RefSeq, a predicted model, not a curated record